AUGCUUCUGCUUCAUCGCAACGCUCAUCUACCAUUCUCACAAGAAUCCCCAAACAACAAAAGUUGCCAUUCUCCUAAAGUUGAAUGUCCGCGUCCUGCUUGCUCUCUCCUCGGUAAGGCCUAUCUCCAGAACACCAUUUCCACUCAGCUGAUCAGGGAUCAAGUCACGAACACCUUCACAUACGACUCGAUGUCGAGUGCGUCGCCGUCAACGGUCAGUCUCGGCAGUGCCCCGCCCUCGAUCAGUCCGUCCGAGACUAACAACCAUGAUGAUCGAACCCCUGCGGUAUCACACAGCAGCCCCGAGUGUACCGAUCUAGUGGAUGCAAGUGUUCUGAAAAGCGACGGUGAUAUAGGUGGAGUACCCGAGGUGGAGAGACACGUCAUUCACUUAUCAAGCAUUGAACACUGCAUGCCUCGAUCUUAUAUUCGCAUCUGUCUGGCGUAUCGGCUCCCAAACAAGGAGAUGCUUCCAUCAGUUGUGUCGAGGCUCAACCACUUCGUCAGAAAGACUGUCGAUGCGAAGCCGUAUCUUAGUGGUUAUGUCGUGUCGACUCAAGAGCCGAGCAAGCAUGUGGGAGGUGUCGAGAUCCAUUUCUCCGACCGCGACUAUGUCGAAUACCCCAAGGUCAACAUACGACAUCUUACCUGCGAUGAAGUUCCGUACAGUUAUGAAGAGCUCAAUGAGAAGGGAUUGCCUCCAAGUCUCAUCAAGCCCGAAUUGGUGUCGGCUCUGGCUGAAUCGGCUGACGAGGAACGAGCACCAGUAUUUCGAGUCCAGGCAAAUGUCGUUGAAGGAGGCCUCAUCGUUUCUCUCUACCUGCACCAUUGCAUCUCGGAUGGCACAGGCGUUGGCUUGCUGAUCUCCGGGAGUGUUCUCAAAGAUCACUCUCGCUUUGAGCGGCAUUUGGACGGCCAAGGGUACCAGACACCUAGUCUGUCCAUGAGAUUGGAUACCUUUGCCCAUCAAAAGAGCGUCGUCCGACAAGAAUUGUCCUACAGUUGCCCCAACCAGAUCAACGACAGGGAGUUGCAAUGCAAGACCUUCAAGCCAGCGUCUGAAGUCAAUGGCUGUGCCAGAAUCCAAGGCCGCGGCUGCGUCAUCUCCAUUCCCCUGGCGGGGUUGGCGAAGUUGAAAGAAGCUCUCGAAGCUCAUGCUGGAGACAGCUUCAUCAGUCAGAAUGAUGCUCUGCAGGCACUCCUCUGGCACAGCAUGACCAGAGCUCGUAUUCCCUCACUGUCAGCGGAUGCGUCGGUCAAGGAAUCAAAGCUCCUAAUGCCAGUCAACAUUCGAAACAAACUCAAGAAGCCCUUGUCCGAAUUUUACUUCGGCGCGGCCAUUGACUUUGCAUCUGCGAAGAUGCCAUUACUCCACCUGGAUUGUAGCAGCGACACUGCGCUUGCAACAUCAGCCCUGGCGAUACGCAGAGCCAUUGCGGCCGUCAAUGAGCCAUACAUCCGACAAGCCAUCGCUUUGGCUCGAUAUGCUGACCCCAACACCGACGUUCGCGAUCUCCAAGCGAGCAACAUGGAUCGGUCCAAGGGAGCUGACAUGUAUGUCACCAGUUGGGAGAAGCUGCCAUGCUAUGAAGCGACUUUUGAAAUGGGACUUGGCCCGCCCGAUUGGGUACGAAAGCCUUGGUCUAGAGACCCAGGGUCUUGUAUCGUACUUCCUCAGGACGAGCGCAAGGACUACCUAGAAGUCGUCAUCCAAAUGACUGAAGAUGAUAUGGCACGACUGCUGGAAGACCAGGAGUUUAUGAAAUAUGUCUCCAGGGUAAUUGAAUGA
Messenger RNA from Exophiala xenobiotica, 1788 nucleotides. RefSeq lists its product as uncharacterized. The record is from RefSeq and is a predicted model, not a curated record. The transcript has a single exon. Bases 1 to 1788 code for a protein of 595 amino acids. Lineage: Eukaryota; Fungi; Ascomycota; Eurotiomycetes; Chaetothyriales; Herpotrichiellaceae.